Messenger RNA from Cyclocybe aegerita, 999 nucleotides. The record is from the annotation of a GenBank genome assembly. Lineage: Eukaryota; Fungi; Basidiomycota; Agaricomycetes; Agaricales; Hemipholiotaceae.
CAUGCUGCCCAAAACCCGCCUCUUGUUUCACAUCGCCCUCCUGCCGCUGUAUAUAAGCCUCGCAUUCUACCUAGGUUUCGUUCCCCAACCUGUUUCAGACAAACUGUCUUCCCUGCUCCGACUCGCAAAAGCCAACCUCCGCACGCAGCAUCUUAGGACAGUCAUCACUCGAGGCCUUUCCACCGCUACGGAUAUCAACGACACCAUGUCAGCAUUGAAGUUCGUCCCUCGUCGAAGUGAAGAGCGAGGUCAUGCAGACCACGAUUGGCUCAAGACAUUUCACACCUUCUCCUUCGCCAGGUACCAAGACCGCGAGCACGAGCAGUUUGGCUGUCUUCGUGUCAUCAACGAAGAUCGUGUCGCGCCUCGUACUGGGUUUGGCACACAUUCACAUCGCGAAUUCGAGAUCUUUUCGUAUGUCGUCGCAGGAGAGCUCGAACGCAAGGAUUCGAUGGGCAACACCGAGGUCCUCAAACGAGGUGACAUCCAACUAACGUCCGCUGGUACGGGGAUCUCCCACUCCGAAAAGGCGUACGGCAGCAAGGAAGUCCACUUCCUCCAAAUCUGGUCCCUACCCCACACGUCCCGCCUCCAACCCAAAUACUUCACGCGACACUUCUCCGACGCCGAGAAGACGGACAAGUGGGCUCAGGUCGUCGCACCCGUCGGUGCCAACGGCGUCCUCCCAGAACGAGAGGGGGCUGGACCUGCCCCUGUGCAAAGCCAGCUCUCUCUGUACGCGACCUUGCUUGGGCAGGGAAAGAGCUUGAGCCGGCCGCUUGAGAGGAAGAAAGGGUAUGUCCACGUCAUUCAGAGCAGUGGAUACAAAGAGGGCAAGGCGGAGGGUGCUACUGUCAAGAUCAGCUCGAAGGAAGGUGGAGAACUGGUGUUGCGCGAGGGCGACGGCGCGUAUAUCUUCGUUGGACAGAGUGGCAGCGUGCUCGACGUCGCGAACGAGGGAGAUCGCACCGCUGAAGUCCUGGUGUUCGAUUUGGACUG